Nicotiana tabacum (common tobacco) is the source of this 781-nucleotide messenger RNA. RefSeq names its product actin-depolymerizing factor 5-like. Gene Ontology annotation, molecular function: actin binding. Lineage: Eukaryota; Viridiplantae; Streptophyta; Magnoliopsida; Solanales; Solanaceae. Gene Ontology annotation, cellular component: actin cytoskeleton. Gene Ontology annotation, biological process: actin filament depolymerization. The record is from RefSeq and is a predicted model, not a curated record.
UUCUCUCUCAAUUCAUAUUUUCCACCAUCCUCACUUACUUAGCCAACAAGAAAACAAAAUAUCAAAUUAAUUUGCUCUCUUUUACUUGCAUCCUACAUCAUGGCUAUGGCAUUUAAGAUGGCGACUACAGGCAUGUGGGUGACUGAUGAAUGCAAAAACUCGUACAUGGAAAUGAAAUGGAAAAAGGUUCAUAGGUAUAUAGUUUAUAAAAUUGAUGAGAAAUCAAGAUUGGUCACAGUUGAUAAAGUUGGUGGACCUGGUGAAAAUUAUGAAGAUUUUGCUGCUGCUCUACCUAAAGAUGAUUGUCGAUAUGCUGUUUUUGAUUUUGAUUUUGUUACUGUUGAUAAUUGUCGAAAGAGCAAGAUCUUCUUCAUUGCCUGGUCACCAACAGAAUCAAGAAUCAGAGCAAAAAUAUUGUAUGCAACUUCAAAAGCUGGACUGAGAAGAGUGCUAGAUGGAAUUAGCUAUGAACUUCAAGCAACUGAUCCAACUGAGAUGGGAAUUGAUUUGAUCAAGGACAGAGCCAAAUGAGAUGUCCCAUUUUUUUAUUAGCAACCAAAUUAAUGCACUGUUAUUUUGGCCAUCUUUUUCAAACUUUGUUUUGUUUUUUUAAUAUAAUAAUGACUCCACUUAGAGGGCAAAGAUGCUUUCUUUCUUUCUUUCUUAGUGGUACUAUUGUGACCUUUUUUGUAAGAUCUAAAAGCAAGGUUGAUCUAAACCUUCUAAUUUGUGAUAACUAUCAUGUCCUUUUCUACUAAUUUAACUACAAGUGUUUCUACUA